GGACAGCCUAUGAGCCCCACUCAAAGCGAGAGAACCACACACAAGGAGCGGGAUGGCGAGGAUACCAGCGCUGCACAUCCGCGUCCUUCUCGUGGGUUUCUCCCUGACUGGGUGCCUGACACUACGGGCGAGCAAAGGUGUUACGUCGCCUGACGAGGAGCGGGACAGCGAGAGCGACACGGAGACGCCGUGCGAGGUGAAAACCGUCACCGUGUCUACCCUGCCCGUGCUCCGGGAGAACGAGUUCAGCUUCACCGGUGGAGCCUCCGGGAGCGUGGUUGGAGGAGGGAGCGCUGCUGCUGCUGCUGGAGCAGGUGGUGCUGGUGGAGGAGGAACCGGAGGAGGUGGAGCGGGGGGAGGAGGAGGAGGAGGAGGUGGAGGAGGGAGCGAAUCCCGGCUCCUGUUAUUCGUUCGAACAGACCUACCUGGCCGAAUUUCUGUAAUGGAUGAUCUGGACAACACAGCUCUUCCCUACUUCACACUCGAGAUGUCAGGUACUGGAGAGGAGAUUUCUCAGGUGCACUGGAAGCAACAGUGGUUGGAAAACGGGACGCUGUACUUCCACGUCUCCAUGACUGAGCCUGAACUCUUGGCACAGACGACACAGCCCACAGCUCGGGAGCCAGCUCAUGCACUGCACGAGCACAUGCAUCUGCUUCACAUCUCAGUUAUGGGGGGACUCAUUGCCCUUCUUCUCCUAAUUCUCCUCUUCACCCUUGUCCUGUACACCCGUCAUCGAUGGUGUAAGCGUCGCCGGAUCCCGCAAAAAAGUGCCAGCACAGAAGCCACCCAUGAGAUCCACUACAUCCCCUCCGUCCUUCUGGGCCCGCAGGGCCGUGACAGUUACCGGGGCUCCCGGGGCACUCACCAGCAUGGCAGCUCUGUCAUUGGAAUGCCUAUCCGCGAGACUCCCAUUCUUGAUGAUUACGAUUGCGAUGAAGAGGAUGGAGUUGGACACUCGCUUAACUCCACACCCAACCAGCUCCACAACAAGUUCAACGACGGGAAGAUUCUCGAUGAAUAUGGAAUUAAUGUUAGCAUUGGAGGACAUGCAGACAUCAUGUGCAAGGAUGACAAUAUCAAACACAACUUUGAAAAAACAGCUAUCGAAGCAAACACUGACUCAAUAGAGGAUUUGAUGCAGAGGUUCCAGGACAACUUUCGUGUUCCCAACACACCAACCAACAUGUCCCAUUACCAGCAUACCGUGCACAGCUCAUCAACAGGCCGGCGGAGGCUCUCCAGCCGCACCAGAGUGACUGGAGGUGUGUAUGGUCCCCAAGAGGAAUCAAGUUCAGAGCCUGAAGAUGACAAUCAAAUGAAGUUUUACACAGAGCAGAACAGAGGACGAAGGCGCAGUAAAGGCCACUCACAAAGUCCCCUGAAUAAGGUCACCCUGACACUGAUUACCAUCAGCACGUGUGUCAUCGCCAUUGUCUAUGCUACACAGGACUCCUGCCCUCUUACCGUCAAGGUUACUCUUCAUGUGCCAGAGCAUUUUGUUGCAGAUGGAAGCAGUUUUGUGGUGAGCAUGGGCAGCUUCCUGGAUGUCUCCAACUGGCUAAAUCCAGCUAAGCUAACGCUUUACUAUCAGACCAAUUCAUCAACACAGUGGGUCCAUGACUACUGUGGCCAAAGGACGACUGAGCCCUGUGAACAGAUUUGUGACCAGGAGACAGGAGAAUGUAGCUGCCAUGAGGGUUAUUCCCCUGACCCUGUCCAUAAACACCUCUGCGUUCGCAGUGACUGGAGUCGCAAUGAAGGUCCUUGGCCAUAUGCUAACUUGGAGAAAGGUUAUGACCUAGUUACAGGAGCACAGGCCCCAGAGAGAAUCUUCAGAUCAUUCUACAGUUUGGGCCAAGGGUUGUGGCUCCCAGUCAGUAAAAGCUUUGUAGUACCACCAGUGGAAAUGUCAAUCAAUCCAAUUGCCAGCUGCAAGACAGAUGUGUUGGUUACCGAAGAUCCAGGAGAGGUCAGGGAAGAGGCUUUGAUGUCUACGUACUUUGAGUCAGUACAGGACCUGUUGGCGUCCUUUGGACCUGUUCGUGACUGCUCCAAAGACAAUGGUGGCUGCAAAAAAAAUUUCAAGUGUGUCUCUGAUCGACAGAUGGACUCCUCUGGUUGCAUGUGUCCUGAGGGGUUGAGACCAAUGAAGGAUGGCUCAGGUUGCUAUGACUACUCCAGAGGCGUUGACUGCACGGAUGGCUUCAACGGAGGUUGUGAACAGCUGUGCCUUCAGCAGCUUGUACCUCUUGAAGAUGACCCCACUUCCAACAAUGUUCUUAUGUUUUGCGGGUGCGUGCAGGAGUACAAGUUGGCAGGAGAUGGGCGCUCCUGCGUUCUGCAGUCAGAGAACUGUGAGGGACAAAAAUGCCUGAGGCAAGAUGUCCACUUCAAUGACACUCUGUUUGGUGAGAUGCUGCAUGGAUACAACAACAAAACGCAGCAAGUCAACUUGGGACAGAUAUUCCAAAUGACCUUCCGGGACAACAACUAUAUUAAGGACUUUCCACAGCUAGCCGAUGGUCUCAUGGUCAUCCCCUUGCCAGUCGAGGAACAGUGUCGGGGAAUCUUGUCAGAGCCAUUACCCAACCUGCAGCUUCUAUCAGGCAAUGCCCAGUUCAGUGAAGCGGUAGGCUAUCCCAUGGUUCAACAGUGGAGGGUGCGCAGUAAUCUUUACAAAGUCAAACUCAGCUCGAUAACCUUAUCCACAGAAUUUUCUAAGGUGCUCAAGACGCUUUCAGGUGAGAGCACACGCGAGGAGCUCCUUGCUUUUCUCCAGCAGUAUGGCAGCCAUUAUGUGUCAGAGGCCCUUUAUGGCUCCGAGCUCAGCUGCAGCAUCUACUUUCCCAGCAAGAAGUCCCAGCAGCAGCUUUGGCUGCAGUACCAGAAAGAGGCAACAGACCAGGGAGUCGGAGGCGUAGGGCGACGGGAGAUUAAGUCUGUUCCCUUUAUCAACUACUUGUUAGCUCUACAGAAGAGCCAGCUGCUGUCAGAUGACCUGGUAAAUGGCGUAGAGAUCCGCUGUGAAGAAAAGGGCAGCUGUCCCUCUGGCUGCCACCUGUGCCAUCACCAGGGCAUGAUGGGAGGAGGGUCAGGGAGAAGCCGUAAUGGUAAUGGUAGGAGUGGGGAACAGCCUUCUCCUAUCCCUGUCCUCCUUGAAGUCAGCAGGGUUGUGCCACUCUACAGCCUGAUCCAAGACAACAUCACCAAAGAGGCCUUCAAGAGCGCCACAAUGAGCUCAUACUGGUGUGCUGGAAAGGGCGAUGUCAUUGAUAACUGGUGUCGCUGUGACCUGAGUGCCUUCAGCAAAGACGGCCUGCCUAACUGCAGUCCCCUCAGGCAGCCAAUAAUGCGUCUAGCCCCUAACUUGGAGCCCUCAAGCACAACAGUGGCCCUGGAAUGGAUGGAUGUGGAGCCACUUAUUGGCUGCAAAGUUUCUGACUACAUCAUUCAACAUAAACGUGUGGAGGAUCCUUCAGAAGCAGAAAUCUACACAGGUGAGGUUCUGAGCUUGAUGGAUGAUGUAUUCUCUGGUUUGAGCUCAUCUUGUGUUGUUGCGGGAAAAAGGACCGGAGAUCACCCCCAGUCUGUGGUCUAUUCGGUUGUCUUCAAGUGCCUGGAACCUGACAGUCUCUACAGGUUUACCCUUGCUGCAGUGGAUAAUCGAGGCAGUCACACAGAGUCAAGCUUUGUCUCUGUACGCACAUCUUGCCCAGUGGUGGAUGACAGUCGUGCAGAAGAAAUAGCCGACAGGGUGUACAACUUAUACAAUGGCUACACCAGUGGAAAGGAACAGCAGAUGGCCUACAAUAUGCUGAUGGAGAUUGCCCCUCCGCUGCUUUAUAGAGUCCAGCACCACUACAAUUCCCACUAUGAGAAGUUUGGGGACUUUGUGUGGCGGAGUGAGGAUGAGCUGGGCCCCAGGAAAGCAAACCUGAUACUUCGUAGGGUGGAAACGAUCAGCCUCUAUUGCCGAUCCCUCCUUCGCAGUACCCACAUCCAAAGUCGCACAGACACGAUGGCAUAUAUCUACUGCAGGAGCGAAGAGGGUGGACUUCCCAGCAUGUGGCAUGGUUCCUUACAUGAAAGACGUGCUCUGUGCAUGGAAAAGCUAAUUUCUUUACAGCGCAACACUUACAGUAACACCAAACUCCGGUGAGAGACAAAUGGAGAGAUGAGCACACAUCAUCUUUUUCUGCAAAAUGACAUCAUUGAUUAUUGAACCUCAUUGGUACGCUCUGCAGCAAGUGUCUCUCACAUGACUGGUGCAGUUUAAAAAACCAGGAGAGCCUUCGAAGAAUCCUCAGAAAUCACAGAACAUCUUGUUAAAGCUACACAAAAACAUAUUUUUGUGUGGCAUACUUUUAUCAGAAGAAAGAAGAUAUGGAAGAGUUACUGGAGUGGACAUGCUUUUCAGCUACAGAAUCCCAGUGAUUGUGCACAUUAGUAAGGAAAUGCAGUAUAAGUCUGUAAAACUGAUAGUCAAUCAAAAGCAUAAAAAAGAAAGACAAACAAAAAGAGUGGUUGGCUUCAAUACCAUGAAUGUAAUAAUAUGGUUUGUUUUUGGUGCUUACCUUGGAUACUACAAAAGAAAAAGGAUAUAAUGAUUCUGUAACUUAUUUGCCUUUGCUACUUUCAUUAAAAAAGAGAAGUGGAAUUAUGUGAAAGUCAUGUAAAAAUAAUGUAUUUUUGAAUUCCCAAUUAGUUAAGAAAAAAUAUUUUCAUCAAGGUUUUAAAAUCAUUAGGCGAGUAAUGAGUUGAUGAUAUUAAACUUUAUUAGCUUUUUUAGGGUUACAGUUGAAAAUCCUGAAGACUGGCGACUUUAUGCAAAGAUGGUUUAUCAGUAGAAUAUUAACAAGGCACUCUUGAAUUGUUCUUAAGCUUUAAUUUCCUAGGUAAACUACAUACAUAGUUUUGUCAUUUUUCAUUUUCAUCUUUACUGUUCUUAAUAACAAACUACAUUUCGUAUAUAGUACUUUUGUUAAAGGAUGUUUUAAGGGAAAGGGAUGUCCUUAUCAAGAUUUUUUGGUACGGAUAGUCACAAAAAUUAGGUAAGUACUCAUACAUCAUGCAGUGUCAUUUAAAUAUAGACAUUUGUUUUCUACACAUUAAUACAACAAAUCUAUUAAACAUGUAUUACAUAAUUAAAGCAUAAGAAGUUUGAAGUGCUUGUAAUAACCAACUAUCCUCUUUCUGGUAGCCACUGCUCCCUCAGUGCUGUGCCUCUAAGGCGAGUCCUAUCCAAGGCGACAAACUAAGGCUUGAGUACAAAAUGUCCUGUGCUUCAAAUUGUCUGUCACCUUUUAAAAUCUGUUGUGUUAAAAUCUAAUGUGGACACCCACCUGCUUCACAUCACCGUGAUUGCUUGCAUAUAUGCUCUUUAGUAUGACAUCCACAAAAUAAAUCACAUCCCUUUAUUGAUCCAUGUGGAGUCUAUCUGGUGUGUCAUGAAUCUAGGCAGUGACCUCGGACACAUCUCAGAACUCCAAAUAUCUGUAGCAAAGCUAAGAGCAGGGACAUAAGAUAACUACCCUGAAGGUAUCAGGAAACUUUUACAGCACUGCUGCAUCAGCUAUCUGGUGUCUGGAAGUAAGGAUGUACUAUGGCUUUAGCAGCUUUAAAGGAUGAAAAAAAAAAAAAAAGAAUGUCCAUGAUUGCAAUGGGCUUGUCAUCCUAAAGGAUAAAGUCAAGUCAUAAAGUUCUCUCCUUGGCUUUUUGCUGUCCCUUGGAAUUUUAUCUCUCCUCUUUAAAGUUUCCUCUAAAAUCUAGAUGAAUGUUCGCUAAGUAGGUCUUACAGCAUCACCACAAGAAUAAAGUAGAGGUUGAACUGUUUUAUUUUAUUGUUGUUUAAAAAUGUUCCCAAAACAAGGACAUGCCAGUGCAAUUGCUUGGAAUCAAUCUAUUUCAUGCCUCCAUGUCGAGAAUAUCGCCCCUUUCGACCAGCACCUCUACUGGGUGGGGUUAUCAUAUAGUGGGUAGUCCCAAAAUCUGAAAGUAUUGUAAUGUGGUUUGUA
Xiphophorus maculatus (southern platyfish) is the source of this 6017-nucleotide messenger RNA. It is a transcript of the gene astn2, whose product is annotated as astrotactin 2. Gene Ontology annotation, biological process: neuron migration; neuron cell-cell adhesion. The transcript is spliced from 23 exons. Lineage: Eukaryota; Metazoa; Chordata; Actinopteri; Cyprinodontiformes; Poeciliidae. The coding region runs from base 53 to 4162 and encodes 1369 amino acids. Gene Ontology annotation, molecular function: protein binding. The record is from RefSeq and is a predicted model, not a curated record.